CAUCGCAACCUGCACUUGUCAGCAACAAGUACGAAGCCAGUUCAACAUCAAUUGGCUUCUAACUCCGCAAUGCCGGGGGAGCGCAUUGUUUUUGAUGGACUUUGGCGAUGUUUAUGCCCCUCAGUAGAUAUAACGACUCUCUCGAGAUUAAUCGAACCCCUCCGUAGCCCUCCACGACGACCGGUUCUCUCUUCCCGCAGCCACACUUCAAUCACCGAUAGACAGAGUCGGCGAGGAUUCCGUCGCGUUGCUACUGGCGCCCUGAUCAACCAACAACCUAAUAACGAGUCGGUCGAAGAAGCGCACAUCCAAUAUCUCAAACGAAUAGCGAAGCGAAGCCCAUGGAUUCCCGGAGUUCUCUUCGGGAGAGUCGGUGCCUUUGCUACCAAGCUCGAUACGAUCCCAACCAAAACCAUAUAUACCGCCCUCAGAGAGCUUUCAAACGCCACUGGCACCUAUUCAUCAACUAUAACACUAAUCGAAUACCUAAUAACAGAGAGGAAAGAAAGGCCAAAUGUCAUGCUUUAUGAGAGCCUCAUAAGGGCAAAUGUUGAUAGAAAUCAUGGAUCCGCAGCCAUUGCAGGCCAACUCCUUGAGGAAAUGGAGAAGUUGCAGAUCCCGAUUACGCCGCAAAUUUAUCAGGCCCUCUUAGAAGUAACAGCCGUACAUCCCGACUAUGUUCUUAGAAAUAAGGUACUAUUCGAGAUGAGAAAUCGAUGGCAGUCACAGACAUCUGACAGCCUGAUCAAUAUCAUCAUUGGCUUGUUAAGGGAUAAUCAGUAUGAGCUUGCGCUUGAAAGAUUAGAGGAAAUGCAUAAAGAUCCAGUUACCGUCCCAACUUGGUUAUAUGAUGUUUUCCUUUACGUAUUUGGGGACCUAGGUUUUCACGAUGAGACACUUUCGAUCCUCAAACAUCGAUUCAAAGUCGCAAACAUAUCUCACGAGCCCCUGUCACCAAACGUAUGGCAAUUUCUCCUUGAUGUAUUCAGUAGAGACGCCUACUACGAGGGGAUCAAAUACAUAUGGGAUCGUUCAGUAUCCCGCGGGGAUUCAACGCCUCCAGAUGGCGUCAUCACGAAUAUAGUCAACGCUGCGGCAAACCAUAUGGACGCCACCUUGGCCAUAAGUGCAAUUCAAAUGCUCUCGAAUCGCGGCCGGAAACUCGAGUUACAUCAUUACGAACCUCUCGUGGAUAUCCAUGUCCACCAGGGAGAUAUCCGAAGAGCUUUCAUGGCAUUAUGCAUCAUGGCUAAGGCAGGCUUACGUCCCGAUCUCUCUAGCACGCGGUCUAUUUUCCGCGUGCUACGCGAGUCGUCUGAGAAGACUGACAACGCUAUGGGGUUACUCGAUGAACUAAGGUCACAGCGCAAUAUUCCCAUUGCCGCGUUCAACGUUGUUUUGGAGGCUACCAAAUUGCACCACGGGUUCAAAACAGCUUUAGACUUAUAUAGGAGUGUGCGCCGUAUCUGUGACGAGCGGCCAGAUCUCGAAACGUAUCAUAUUCUCUUUGCACACUGCACGAUGAGAAAAUCCAUGAAUUUCUUGUUCGCGGAGAUGGAGGCUUUCUCUAUUCAACCUACUCAGACCACCUACAAUCAUCUAAUUCGAAUUUCCUGCUUGCAAGAUAAUUACGAGCAAGCCUUCCAAUUCCUUGAGAAGAUGAAAACGAGCAAAACGGCGGGUAUAUCCAAUAAUUGGUGGAUGGGCAAAGCUUCGGCCCUAGCACUUAUUAGACGGUGUAUCCAAGCAGAGGAUAUCAGGGCACAGGAACUUAUCGAGGAAUGCCGUAGGCGCGGGAUUUCUAUCGAUGCUGAGGUGGAGGAAUUACUUGAGCGUGUUCAGAAGCUUAGGGAACAUAGUGAAGUAGAUGCGGGCGCUGCCGCCGAGGAGACUUCACCCACGGAGCCAUCGAGGAGUGUCCAGAGCCCAAAACUUGGCGCGAUGGAGAGCUGGGCUUAGGGUAACUUAACAAAAAUAAAUUCAGAUUCACGACUACUUUGACGUUGAUAGCAUAGCUAUUUCAAUGCAUUGUGAUAGCCCUUCCUAAACGAAUCCAUUUAAUUUGGGAAUUACCAUAUUCUGAAGCAAUGCUUGCGCCAAGUCAGAAAUAUAAUUCUCUCAACCUAGAAUAUAUCGUAUAUACGUUCUCUUAUAUAGUAGGUCAAAUACCUAAUUGCUUUACCC
Hypoxylon trugodes is the source of this 2184-nucleotide messenger RNA. RefSeq lists its product as uncharacterized. Bases 70 to 1959 code for a protein of 629 amino acids. The record is from RefSeq and is a predicted model, not a curated record. Lineage: Eukaryota; Fungi; Ascomycota; Sordariomycetes; Xylariales; Hypoxylaceae. The transcript is spliced from 2 exons. Gene Ontology annotation, molecular function: protein binding.